AGUUAUGUUUACCUUCAACUUAUCAGGAAAUGAAAAACGAAUGAUUCACAGAAAACCAAAAGCCACAUCUCAUUUUUAUACUUAAAUUCACUUCUCCUUUUCCAUACUUUGAUCAAACACUUUCCCUUGUCUCUGCUUUUCUUUUUUCUUUCCCUUUUCUGGUUGAUUAUGGCGUUAGCUGAGAGCUCGAACUUGCUUUCUUAUUCCUCUACUACCAUGCUUGAAGACGAGGAUGAUCAUGAUACUGAUGAUGGGUAUGAUAAUGAUCAUCAAUCUCAUCCCCAUAAUUUGUCUAGGUUGUCUGUCUGUACCAGUUCUAUGUAUACUAUUGAAGAUGAUGAUUGUCAAGAUUGCGAUCGUAUGAGGAUGUUCGUGUCAAGAUUGUCCUUUGAAAGCUUCGAUGCAGAUGAGGAACUUUCCAAUGACGAAGAAGGGAUUGGCAUGCUUGACCUCUCCUCGGAUUCGGAUGAGGAAACCGGUUGCUACUCGCUUCCAGCUACACCCCCUCGCCAUAGAAAUCGCGGAGGGCGGGUAAAUAAGCUGCUUGUGGGUGUCAAGGAGUAUGCCAGUGAAAAUGAAGCUCAAAAGGGUGAGAUGAGAAAUAAUCUGAGGACGAGGAGAAGAAGGGUUGUAAGAGAAAAAUUGGUUGAUGGUGAUGAUAAGAGUAAAAAGAAGGAUGAGGAGAGUAUGGCUGUGGGAAUGGGUAAUUACCAUUGGUACUGUAAUAGUUUUAGUGGGGAGAGUGAAGGCGGAGGGCUGGUGGUGAUAACGAGGCCAAAGGGAGGGAGGAGGUCAUUGUGCAUGGACAUGGAGGAAGUGAAGGCUUGCAGAGAUCUUGGUUUUGAGUUGGAGCAUGAGCGCAUGCUGGAAAUGCCUGGUCGUGUGUCUCUGUCAGGAUCUACCCUCGAUACAAGCAGCGGUGGCAAUUCGCCUAUCGCCAACUGGCGGAUUUCUAGCCCUGGUGAUGAUCCACGAGAAGUGAAGGCCCGCCUAAAGGUAUGGGCACAAGCAGUGGCGCUUGCGUCUGCGUCUCGACACUGCGGCAUCUGACUGUUAAUGUUUGUGGAUUCUAAUCCAUUCCUCUUUUUGCAACUUUUUAAUUUUUUUACAUCUAAACCAAAAAAGAAAUAUAUCUAUAUUUUGAAGGAUACACAUAGUCUUGAUUUUCAAUCUAGGUUGGAAUUUGGGGAUGGACUUUCUUUUUCCUUGGUAGAAAAAUAUUUUCCUUUUUUGAAGGUUAUCCUGAUCAUUUUGUCGGUAGAUUGUUGUGGUGUUGGGAUUUCAAGGGGGAGUCUCUAUCACUGCUUUCCUUCUGUACAUGUUUCAGCUGUUGUAAAUAUGAUCAGAUGAUCGGCGCUGGACGCCUACCGGUUGACUCAAAACAGUUGAUUAUUACUAUUGUGAUUUUUGAAGCUUGUAUUAA
Hevea brasiliensis (rubber tree) is the source of this 1423-nucleotide messenger RNA. RefSeq lists its product as uncharacterized. The transcript has 2 exons. Bases 169 to 1050 code for a protein of 293 amino acids. NCBI's taxonomy places the organism in Eukaryota, Viridiplantae, Streptophyta, Magnoliopsida, Malpighiales, Euphorbiaceae. The record is from RefSeq and is a predicted model, not a curated record.